Cololabis saira (Pacific saury) is the source of this 2930-nucleotide messenger RNA. RefSeq names its product putative homeodomain transcription factor 1 (gene phtf1). The transcript is spliced from 17 exons. The record is from RefSeq and is a predicted model, not a curated record. Bases 380 to 2452 code for a protein of 690 amino acids. Lineage: Eukaryota; Metazoa; Chordata; Actinopteri; Beloniformes; Belonidae. Gene Ontology annotation, cellular component: endoplasmic reticulum.
CCGGAAAUGGAAAAGGGGACGGAAGACUUAGCUGAAAGUUCAGGAAAAAUAGAAAUAAACAAAUCAGCAAAAUAGCCUAAACACGCACGAUGGCAAGAUCUGUUAAAAUCUAACAUUUACACACUAUUAUUCGGGUCGAUACGAGGCUGAAGAGUUAAAGCAAAGUCACUACAGCUCUUAGUGAGCUCAGUUUUAACAACAAAAUGCCGCAACAACCCUGAUAUAAUGAUGAGAAAAUGAUUAAACACCAGUUUAUGAUGACAGCUGAGGAUUUCUUCCAGUUUGUGCCAAAACCAGCCUAUUGUUGACUAAAGUGAACAAAUGUGGAUGUCCGCCCUGUCUUCCUCCAGUUCAAGGAUCUGAUCCGAGUUCCGAGUUUAUGUUCCAGUUUCACAUGAACAUGGCCGCGAUAGCCUGGUAUCAAGAGAAGAUCGGGGCUUACGAUCAACAAGUCUGGGAGAAAUCGCUGGAGACAGCAGAUUUAGUGGGUCUUGAGAGCAAACCAAAGAAGACUGGUUACAUCAAAUCCGACCUCAUUGAUGUGGACUUAGUGAGAGGAUCAACAUUCAGCAAAGCCAAACCAGAGAGUCCGUGGACGGCUUUGACUCGAAAGGGUCUGGUCAGAGUUCUCUUGUUUCCAUUUUUCUUCCAGUGGUGGAUCCAGGUGACCUCCAAGUCCAUCUCCUUAUGUAUCCUCUUGCUAUAUUUCAUGCAAGUGGCGGCGGUGCUGCUGUACUUGGAGCUCCCCCGGGCGAGUGCCAGCGAGGUGUUUGGGCCCAUGUGUCUCAUGUUGCUGCUGGGCACCGUGCACUGCCAGAUUGUGUCGACCGAGACCAGCCGGUGGCCCGGCUGUCCAGCUGCCAGCAGCACCAGCCCGACACAUAGAAGGAGGCCGAGGAAAAGCAGAGUUUUGAAAAAGUCAGAGGAAACAAAUGACGGCUGGAACGCAGAGCUGCCUCGGCAGUUUGAAGAUGGCCAGCGAUCAUUCAGAGACGAGGGGAGGAACAAAAGUCAGUCGGGGUUUGGCGCUUCUGAUGAGCUCUCCAGUGACGAAGAACCCGGCACACAAUCAGAGAAAAAUCCCCGAUCAACACACAAGAUGCCCCAUGCCGAUCCCCAAACAGCUCCAGCGUCGGUGUCUUCCAUUAGGAAGAGAAACAUAAAGUCUCAUCCCAAACCUGCCCUAGGACCCCAGGACGUGAGCGGGGCGUCUGUCAAGAUUAGUCAUUUGGAUCGCCUCAGGCCCAGUGCGGGUUCUCGUCCCGCCUCGGACACCGACGACACCCUGUGGGAGGAACUUCUCCAGGACCCCGACUCCGUCUCCUCGGGCAGCAGUGACAGUGAAGGGAACGCCUCGUACAACCCAGGGAUGGUGUUCACGCAAAACGCUCCUCUGAGCAGCGAUGAUGAAAGCCUGCAGCAAGGAAUCACCAGUAGCCAGAUGACUUGGCUUCAGGCUUGUCACCCAUCCAAGGACCGUGUCAGUGCCAUAAUAUGGGAGCAGGGCGACUGUAAGAAAGCAGACAUGUCGGUGCUGGAGAUCAGCGGGAUCAUCCUCACACGGGUGAAGCUAGUGGAGCAGGGUAUGGGCUACCUGGUGCUGGGCGGGCUCAUGACCGCCACCCUGGCUCUGCUUCCCAUCGGCUUCCGUCUGGCUCAGCGUCUGGACAUGUCGACCCUCGGCUCCCACUCACUACCGCAGCUGGUUGGAGUAGCGCUCGCGCCGCGUGACGCCUGGACCUGCGCCUUUUUCUUCAUCACAACUGUCCAAAGAGUCUGCCUCAUAGGGCUGUUCUUUUUCAUGAUGUGUGUGGCGGAGAGGACCUACAAGCAGAGACUCUUAUUUGCCAAGUUCUUCAGCCAUCUCACUUCAGCUCGCAAGGCCAAGAAGUCUGAGAUCCCUCAUUUCAGACUGAAGAAAGUGCAGAACAUAAAGAUGUGGUUGUCACUUCGCUCUUUUCUCAGGAGACGAGGGCCGCAGCGCUCCGUUGAUGUCAUUGUCUCCACUAUCUUCCUUUCAGCACUUUCCAUUUCAUUUAUCAUUUGCGCCCAGCUUCUGCACAGCCACAAGACAUUCCUGGGGGCGCUGACAAACUGGGAGCUCAUGGUUUGGGGCUCCUCCCUCAUCCUCUUUCUGUUGCGGCUGGCCACGCUGGGCUCCGAAACCAACAGCAAAUACAGCAACUCCUCCGUGCUUCUCACGGAGCAGAUCAAUUUGUAUCUGAAGAUGGAGAAAAAGCCGAACAAGAAAGAACAACUCAACAUAGUGAACAAUGUCUUAAAACUGGCUACAAAGCUGAUGAAGGAGCUGGACACCCCGUUCAGACUGCUGGGUCUCACGGUGAACCCACUGAUCUACAACAUCACCAAGGUGGUCAUCCUGUCUGCUGUGUCUGCGGUGGUCAGUGACCUGCUCGGUUUCAACAUCAGACUGUGGAAAAUCAAGCCCUGAUGUGAAGACAACAAGCUACUAACAGUCAGACACUGGAGUUCAGAAACUCGCUCCGUCUGCUGCACACGCCUUUUCAAAUACUAAAACUACACAAACCUACUGACUGUAAAUUACGUUGACAGUGCCUUCCAGCUGAAGCAUCAGUCAUUCACACACCAGAGAUGCUCUGACAAUCCCUCACAUACCAUGACUUGCUGCUCAGCUGAUCUGGCAUUACAUUUUUCCAUCAGCCGUGCCACUAACUCAGUGCCUGACCUCUGACCCUUGAAUGUCCCUCUUAAAGUGGUUUAAUAUAGCCGCUGAUGUCUGAAAUCAUUCCAGGCUUCUGUGGCAUUGACAUUUGCAGAUCUGGCUUGAACAGAUGUGUAAACUUAGUAUGUAAAUGCAGAUAAUGUACAUAUUUUACUCUUUAGGAAGAUGAAAUGUUAAACUAAACAGUGUGGUAUCUCAAACCUGGAUAUUAAAAUGUAUUAAAGUA